Molecule: messenger RNA, 687 nt
Organism: Aureobasidium subglaciale EXF-2481
Lineage: Eukaryota; Fungi; Ascomycota; Dothideomycetes; Dothideales; Saccotheciaceae
Exons: 2
Coding region: 1-687 (228 amino acids)
Source: RefSeq, a predicted model, not a curated record
AUGCCUCACGCAGAAAGCGACAUGUCUAGCCCUGUCACUAACGGUGACAAGCCUCACUCACAGUUCUUCUCGCACCUGAAGUCAUACCCCGUCGUCAAUGAUGGCGUUGAGACAUUCAUGAACAAUCCCUACGGUGCAAAGUCUCUCGACAUUGCCGACGCCGCUUACACCAAGCUUGGAAAGCCCGUCAUGCCCUACCUGAGGACUCCUUACUCAUAUGCUGCACCGUACGUGGCCAAGGCCGAUAGCCUAGCCGAUAAGGGAUUGGAGCAGGUCGACACGCGCUUCCCCAUUGUCAGAGAAGACACCACGACCAUCAAGGACACCGUCAUCAACUAUGCCUUCCUCCCUCUCAGAGCCGCUGGAGAAGGUCGCACGUACCUCAUGAAUACUUGGGAGGACCAGUACAACAAGACAGCAGCCCGUAACAACCGCGGUGACGGAUUGAGCACUAGCUUCCUGGCCCUCAUCUCGACCCAGCUCAGAAUUGCCGCUGAUAGUGUCAACCUCCUUGCUGACUGGUUCGGUCCCAAGACUGAGGAGGCAAAGCAAAGAGGCGACUCGCUGUUCAGCAGCUUGUACAACAAGGCCGCAUCGUACGGAGAGCAAGCCAAGAGCAAGGCCAACAAGGCCGAAGACAAGGCCGAGACAUACGCCGAAAAGGCCCAGGAAAAGUCAGGAUAUUGA